GGCGGGAAAAGAAACACCAACGUGACACUGUAGGGUGGCAGCCAUAGGUGGCAGCCAACGCUUCAAUCAGAGCCAUAUAAUAUAAUUCUAAAUAUAAUUCUCUCUAUAUGGCGCUGGCUUCAAUCAAUGUAGAUACAAUGGCUUGGGCUGCCAGCAUUGAUCAGCAUUAAUGGGGCCGGAUUUUACAGUGUAAUUUAAUUUUGUUGCCGCAAAGUGGGCGUCGGAAGCGGUCUCCAAUAGCGCGUGCAGUUGCUAACAGACUUUUCUAUGCACCGUUUUAACAGCCAGUCACUGCACCAACAAACAAAACCCUUCUGCUGCCCACCUCAAUGAGGAAACUGUCCCCUCUGCUUCGCUGAGCCAUUAUCGCCCGAAACUGUCACGGUCCACGGACAACCAGUGCCAGCGCCCAUUGAAGAGGCAAACCUGCAAACCGCUGUCAGGAGCAGCUAACUGCAGGCUAACGCCCCUUAGCUAGCAAGCUGAGUUCAUACGUGAAGAACUUUGUUGGCAAGCUACCGUCAUCAUCUCUGGAUAUUAGCCGUGUCUUUAACCCUGUGUUUCUGGUCAAAGUAUCUCUUUAGACGGAGACGUUGCUGACUAAAUAACUCGGUACAUGAGAUACACUGGGGCACAAUGUAGUCUAUUGUGUGUUUGUAAAAGUUAAGUAACACCUUGCUAGCUUGCCAGCCAUGCUAGUUUUUCUUAACGUGACUCACUGGCUGGUAAUGAAUGCACCGUAUCUUUACUUCGGGUGUUGUCUGGCCCCUUCACUGACACGCUGCUGAUGACUCGUUUAUGACCAGGCAGAAAGACUUUGUGUCGUCUCCCGUCAAGCUUGUGACAGAGAAACGUGAUUUUAUUGACAGACUACUUGGAUACCUACAGUACCAUGGGGUCUCUGAAGGCUCUCCAGGAGUGGUGUCGGAUACAGUGUGAACAUUACAACGAUGUGGAAGUAAAGGACAUGUCAACGUCCUUUCGGAACGGAUUGGCGUUUUGUGCCAUAAUUCAUCGUUACAGACCGGAAUUAAUAGACUUUGGCUCGCUGUCUAAAGAGAAUGUGUACGACAACAACCGACUGGCGUUUGAAGUGGCGGAGACUCAGCUGGGCAUUCCGGCCCUGUUGGACCCAGAGGACAUGGUGUCCAUGAAAGUGCCUGACCGGCUCAGCAUCAUCACAUACGUCUCCCAGUACUACAACUUCUUCAACAACAAGUCUCAAGCAAACCCCCCUUCCAUGAAAAGGCUCAGUUCUGUCGGUCUAAAUGAGCCCGCUCAGAAAAGGCCCCCCACCCCUUUGGAAGACAAAGUGGUCGAGUCUGAGAGCCAGCCUGAGGAAACUGGCGUAGAAGCGGCCUCAGCGAUUAAGCGCAGCACGCUCAGCAGCACCUGCGCCGCCUGCCAGAAACACGUCCACCUGGUGCAGAGGUUCCUGGUGGACGGCAAGCUCUACCAUCGCAACUGCUUCAGGUGCACGGAGUGUCACAGCACCUUGCUUCCUGGAUCCUACAAAUCAGGAAGUAACUCUGGGGCCUUGGUUUGUACACAUCACCUCGCAAGGCAAGCUUUAGCCAAUCAGAACGGCCGGCCGGAUCUGAGUAAGAGACCGCCAUUGGCUGCUCAGUCUGUCAGAAUUGGUCGCAGCCCGGUUCCUCACACCUCGCCCUCUGAGAGGGAACACGCUAAGACUCCUUCUCCUGUAAGACAAACAAAUGAGACUGACACGCCAACAAAUGAGACUGACACGCCAACAAAUGAGACUGACACGCCAACAAAUGACUCUGUCCUAGUCACCGCUGUCACAACAAAUACUGCAGACUCUGUGGAAGAAGCAAAAGAGACGGAGGGCAGUGUGGAGACCGAGGUGACACCGCGCUCUUCUUCUCCUCCAAACCCCUUUGAUGAGAGCAACGACGAAGAAGAAGAAGAAGAAGAAGAAGAAGAAGAAGAAGACGAAGAAGAAGUGGAGAAAGAGGAAGAAAGUAAAACACCAGCCAAAGUAACGACCAAUGGGGAUCUCCCUUCUACACCGCUCAUUCAUCAGGAAGGGGCCAGUCGGCCAGUACCGGCCCCCCGCCGCGUUGCUGAGCCCACCCCCCCUCCUCGCCCUGCACCGCGGGUCCGCCUCCCCCGCACGGCAGACAGCCCUACAGUCGGUGAACACCAGAAGCCUCUGAUUCCUCCCAAACCUCGAGAAAUAUCACGCUCUCCUGGAAGCCUAUCCAGUGGCACCCUUAAACCCAAAGACCCACCUUGGUUGGCCCUGGUCCAAUCAGACACCAAGAAGAAGAAAGCCCCUCCCCGUCCCCCUGUUGGACUGGCAACCCCUCCCAACACAGGCUCUCUGUCCUCUCUCAAAGGGGAGGGCUCCAGACCCAGCACCCCCCCUGCGCCCGCGAACCCAUUCGACGAUGAUGACGAUGAAAAUGUGGAGGUGGAGGAAGAAGAGGGCGGUGAAAGUGCGAUUCCACCCACAGUUGCGGCGAGUCACCCGUGGUAUCGCAUCACCCAGGCAGCAGACACCCCUGGAGCAGACCCUCCCCCCACUGGGGGGAGCUCGUCCCGCUCAGCCAGCCCCGCGAGCGCCAAGAACAAGAAGCGUCCCGCCCCUAGGGUCCCGAAGCCCCCAACAGGUCAACAAGUCCUCCCUCACUCUCAGCCCUCCUCUUGCUCCCCCUCCCCAGCCCUCAGCACAGAGAGUCUCUCCUCCGGCUCGGACCACAGCUCCUCCCACCCCCCGCUGGGUGGGGGUUCCAGCAGCGACCAGGAGCACACCUUCACCAAGAGUGUCUCUGAGCCCUCCAUCUGUUCCCCCUGCGACUCUGUGGCCUCUCCCUCCUCCUCCUCCUCCUCCACCGAGCGCCUGCCUCACCCUUUCCUCAGCCCCCACCCUUCUCCAUCAUUUGCCAGCUCCGCUCCCGCCACCCCCCAGAGCAGUCGCAGCUCUGGGACCCGAGGGGCCGCAGCCCCUCCUCCGAGACCCCCCACGACCCUCAGCCCAUUGGCCUCAGGAGCUGCCAAUAAGCGGAUCUGUAAGGAGAACCCGUUCAACAGGAAAGCUUCUCCCUCUCCUUCUAAAUCCAAAUCCAAACCACCAAAAGGCCCCCGACCCGCCAGACCCCCGGCCCCGGGACACGGCUUCCCUCUGAUCAAACGCAAGGUGCAGUCAGACCAGUACAUCCCGGUGGAGGACAUCCACGGGGAGAUGGGUCAGCUGGAGAGGAAGCUGGACGAGCUGGAGCAGAGGGGGGUGGAGCUGGAGAAGAAGCUGAGGGACAACCCCAACGAUGAGGAUGAGGAGCACCUGUUGGUGGACUGGUUCACUCUCAUCCAUGAGAAACAUCUUUUAGUACGAAGAGAGGCUGAGCUGGUCUACAUAGCGAAGCAGCAGAACCUGGAGGAGAGGCAGGCUGACGUGGAGUAUGAGCUCAGGUGUCUCCUCAACAAACCAGAGAAAGACUGGACGGAGGAGGACAAGAGUCGGGAUCAGGAGCUGAUGUCGGAGCUGGUGACGAUCAUCGAACAGCGGAACCAGAUCGUCAACAACAUGGACCAGGACCGGCAGAGGGAUGAAGAGGAGGACAAACUGAUGGAGGCCAUGCUGAAGAAAAAAGACUUCCAUAAGGACCCGGAGGUCGAGCCGCAGCAGAAGAAGAAAGGGGGGAAGUUCAAACCCAUCAAGGUGCUGAAGAGGUUGAGCCAUAAAGGGGAACCAAGCAAGAGCCCCCGCAAGGAGAAGAAAUCCCCGUAGACACAACGCUUCUCCUCCAAGGACAUGAGACUUUUUUUAACAACUAAGGCAGAUUUAAAAAAAGGACGUGAGCAAAGAAGAUAAGAGGAGGUCGUCUGACUGUCCCCCAGAAUCCCCCCCAGAAUCCCCUCACCUCUCACUCCUCACUCCAUGUCUCUCCAGUGACCUUUUUUCCGUUGCCUUUGUGUGAUUUUAGAGAGACGGUAUGACGGCUGCUUUAUGAGCGGACAUGUCUGUAAGCCUUUGAAGCAACUGAGGUGACCCGCAGGUUGUAAACGACUGCACUGAUUGGUUGUUUGUUGCGUCACUCUCCUUGUCAUUGCACAGCGUGUCUGACCCUUCAGGCCUUAUCAAGGCUUCACAGCUCCACAGUUAAUCCCUGAGUGUUGUAUUGGUUUGAAUCUGUUCCUGACACGUUUAUUACCCUCUGCUCCUGAAAGCCAAAGAUAAGAAGCUGGAUAUCUGAGGCUUUAUGUCUGGUUUGAGCCCGUGGUACGAGUUUAUUUUUAUCUAGCAACGUCUACUCAUGAAAUGCUCGAUCAACAAUGCUAAGCUCUUCUAGCUGCUAUGUUAUGACUGUCUAUGGGUCCCUUUUUUAUUCCUCCUGUGAUACUUUUGCGAUGAUGUCCCUUGUGUAAAUGCAUAUCAUCAAAGACGUGGAUGUGAACGUAGAUAUACAGUAUUAAUAGGAAGUUGUGUGACUGGAAAUCAGAUUGAUUUAGAACGGUUUGUAGAUAACCUUUCUGACACUUAAAGGUUAUCAGUAUGAAAGGUCACACAUGCAAUAAUGAACAUUAGAAGAGGCAGAUAUACAGUAUGUUACCAACUGUAGCAAAGCACCAGCUUAUAACAGACUGACCAUUGGGGAGAAACCUGAAUAUGCAAUCAUUAAUUUAUAUUUUACGAUGCCUUUCUGUGUGUUUCCAUGUAUUGAUAGGAAAAAAAGUGUUAAUAUUGUUUGUCCGUGCCAUUUAUUUAAUUUCAGUGUCAUUUGUUUGAUGUAACUGUCAGUAUGUUUGUCCUCCAUUUGAACUGCAGUCUGCGUUGUGCCUCUGCUCUGUGCCUGUCCUCCUGUCCUCCUGUCCUCCUGUCCUCCUGUCGGCUGUAACCAAGGGCUUCUGUAGCGCCACGUGUUCUCUAACAGCAGCAGGGUUAUUACAAAACAUACUGACACCGGAAGGCAGAGGAAUAAAAUAACUUACUGCAAGUC
Messenger RNA from Gymnodraco acuticeps, 4964 nucleotides. It is a transcript of the gene micall1a, whose product is annotated as MICAL-like 1a. Bases 893 to 3754 code for a protein of 953 amino acids. The transcript has 16 exons. Gene Ontology annotation, molecular function: protein binding. The record is from RefSeq and is a predicted model, not a curated record. NCBI's taxonomy places the organism in Eukaryota, Metazoa, Chordata, Actinopteri, Perciformes, Bathydraconidae.